Molecule: messenger RNA, 5915 nt
Organism: Pangasianodon hypophthalmus (striped catfish)
Lineage: Eukaryota; Metazoa; Chordata; Actinopteri; Siluriformes; Pangasiidae
Product: neuronal acetylcholine receptor subunit alpha-9-II
Exons: 6
Coding region: 1094-2536 (480 amino acids)
Biological process (GO): monoatomic ion transmembrane transport; signal transduction; regulation of membrane potential
Cellular component (GO): synapse; postsynaptic membrane; neuron projection
Molecular function (GO): transmembrane signaling receptor activity; acetylcholine-gated monoatomic cation-selective channel activity
Source: RefSeq, a predicted model, not a curated record
UGUGUGUUAGAAUGCCAAAAUCACCAAACUGUACUGCACCCUAGCAAGGAACCAUUAGUGAAGUAGUGCCAUACUACCUGCAUAAAUACAUUAAGUAAAAAAAAAUAAUGGCACCCUACAUAGGGCACUCUAUGUCUGACAGGGAGCAACAGAUGUAUUGCACUGAAUCCCAAAAAUGUUGUAAAAUAAAAUAGAUGGACAAAUGAAUGAAUGCAAAAAUGAACGGAUAGAUAGAAGGUUGACAGCUGGAUAAAUAAAUGGACAUCAGGUUAGUACGAAUGCAGAUAUAAAAGAACUGGUGACACACCAGCCUCUUAUCUCCGCCUCCAUCACUGCGUUGUCUCCGCAGACCGUCUGCUGGUGAUUGACAGCUGAAUGGCGGCGCGGCUGGAGCGCAGACGCAUCUGGUUUCUGUGUGAUGUGAUAUCCUCUUGCGUCUAAGCACUAGCGACUGGUGAGGUCUCUUUCUGGCAAUCAAAACACUGGGCUGCAACUCAAACCUGCUAUAACGUCCCAGAGAAGUGCACUAUGUAGGCUAGGUUUUGAAAUAGUAAUAGUAACCAUAAUUUUAAUUGAAUCACAAAAGUACAAUAUACUAUAUAUACUGUAUCUAGCAGUGAGUCAUUUGUGACUUCCUACAGAAAUGCAUUAAAUAAGCUAUUAAAUAACACUAUGUAUAGUGCACUAUGUAUAUAGUAGAAAGGUAUUUAUAAGUGCACUGCACAGGGUAUGAAAUAAUGGCUACAACCAUGUAGUGCACUAUGUGUCCAACUGGGAGCCAAUUGAGAUUCAACUCCUGUACCUAUGUAACCUACUAUAUUAGGAAAGUUCUUAAUCCAUUUUCAGUUCUGGGCCAUGUCAGUGAUUAGCUUGUAUUAGGCUACCUAUUUCUUUUGCGUGUGUGGAGCCAGAACAGAAUGAACAUGUGGCCUAGACGUAGCACCUGAAUGGUAAGGAGUCAUUUGGGACACAGCCAUUACAUCACAACAGAGUAAAAGGAAACCACCUGGUGCACUGUUUCAUUAUCUGAGUGGCAGUAUGCUGGCUUGUGUACAGCGCUGGUUUGAUCCAUUUCUUCCCUACAUAUGCUUCCAUGAGCUGGAUCAUGAGCUUCACAGUUGCGGCUGUGUGCUUUGUGACACUGUUGUUGGAGGUGGCUCAUGCGGCCCAAGGCCACUUUGCGCAUCAACUGCUAAAUGACCUUAUGGAGAAUUAUUCGAACGCUCUGCGGCCCGUGGAAGACACAGAUAAAACACUCAACGUCACACUGCAGGUCACACUGUCUCAGAUUAAAGACAUGGACGAGCGUAACCAAGUUCUUAUAGCAUACCUGUGGAUAAGGCAGACGUGGUAUGAUGCCUAUCUGAAGUGGGAUAAAGACGAGUACGAUGGCCUCGAGGUCAUCCGCAUCCCCAGCAGCCUGGUGUGGAGACCCGACAUAGUGCUUUACAACAAAGCUGAUGAAGAUUUGCCCGGCCCAGCGGACACUAAUGUUGUGUUGCGUUACACCGGUGAGAUCACUUGGGAUGCUCCAGCCAUCACCAAAAGCUCAUGUGUUGUGGAUGUGUCCUACUUCCCUUUCGACAGCCAGCAGUGUAAUCUCACCUUUGGCUCUUGGACCUACAACGGCAAUCAGGUGGACAUCACCAUGGGGAUGGCUAGCGGUGACCUCUCAGACCUGGUGGAGAAUGUGGAGUGGGAGUGUGACGGCAUGCCCGCCACCAAGAAUGUGAUCAUGUAUGGCUGCUGCUCGGACCCAUACCCGGAUAUCACGUACACACUGCUGCUGCGCAGACGCUCCUCCUUCUACAUCUUCAACCUGCUCCUGCCCUGCUUCCUCAUCUCCUUCCUGGCGCCACUUGGCUUCUUCCUGCCCGCGGACUCAGGUGAGAAGGUCUCGCUGGGUGUCACCGUGCUGUUGGCGCUCACCGUCUUCCAGCUGGUGGUGGCCGAGAGCAUGCCGCCUUCCGAGAGCGUGCCGCUCAUAGGUAAAUACUACAUUGCGACGAUGACGAUGAUCACGGCCUCCACCUCUCUCACCAUCUUCAUCAUGAACAUCCACUUCUGUGGUGCUGAAGCCAAACCAGUCCCUCACUGGGCCAAAGUGCUUAUCAUCGGCUACAUGAGCAGGAUCUUCUUCGUCUACGAAGUUGGAGAGAGCUGCACCUCAUCAUUAGCAUGGAACAAAGAUGCAGACAAAUGCCAUGCACAGAAACAUCAAAAGAAACCAACCAGGCAGAACCCAGAACCAACCAGGAACCCUUCAGGUCUCCCUUGCUGUCCUGAUGAUGAAAAACUACCUUCCCCAAAUGUGACCUUUGACCCCUGCAUGUUUUGUGGCCCACAUAGUGGUGGAGACCCGAAGCUCAUCAAGAACGUCGAGUACAUUGCGAACUGCUUCCGGGAGCAGAAGUUGACUUCCCUGAAAGUGGCUGAGUGGAAGAAGGUGGCCAAGGUGAUGGACAGGUUCUUCAUGUGGAUCUUCUUUGCCAUGGUCUUCCUCAUGAGCAUCCUCAUCAUCGGCAAGUCAUCGUGACCACAUAGAGCUACGUUUACCCAGAAUAAUGCUUGCUUGAUUGUAUGUACAUGUAAACAAAUACAUACAGACCUGACUAUAAGCAGUGUGUCAGAUAGCGAGUCUGAAACCGGAUGCCGUGUGUGUUCUCCUGUUCCUCUCUCAUUCCUGUGGUAAUUAUUUGUGCACUGAAAUCAAAAUACUGCAUUGCUAAUGAUAGGCCAGUUGCGCUGUGAGAAACUCUUUGAAUGAGAGGUCUAGAAAAGAAUGAUGGUGCAUUCCAGAACACUACAAUGUACAUGAUUGGUGAUGCCUAGGAAUGAAGAUGAAGCUAAAAGUAUUGGAUCCUGAUGACUGGCUGAGAAUUUCACUUUGGCUCCAGAAUUCUAAAGCCAACAUGGCUGCUGUCUGAAAUACAGAAUAUAUAACUGAUGAUUCUGGAACUCCACAAUACACAUGAUUGGCUGAGAGUUCUCAAAUAGAAUGUGUGUGAUUGGUUGAGAUUUCCAUAGAACAAUACACAUGACUGGUUAAGUGUUCCAGAACUGAAUACAGUUCCAGAAUAGCUUGUGAAUGAUUGGCUAAAGGUUCUGGAACUGUAGCAUGGACAUGUAGCAUGCUGAGAAGUCUAAAAUACAGUGUGCAUGACUGGCUGAGAGUUCUAGAAUAAAAUGCACAUCACUGGCUCUAAUUUCAUACUGAUGAUUGGCUCAAAUGCUGGAUUGCAAUGGAAUGGCUGAGGGUUCCAGAAUAGCUUGUGCACUAAUGCCUGAGAGUUCCAGGAUAGAAUGCACAUGAUCGGCUGAGAAUUCCAGAAUAGAAUGCACAUGAUCAGCUGAGAAUUCCAGGAUAGAAUGCAUAUGAUCGCUGAGAGUUCCAGGAUAGAAUGCACAUGAUCGGCGGAGAGUUCCAGGAUAGAAUGCAUAUGAUUGGCUGAGAGUUCCAGAAUAGAAUGCACAUGAUCAGGUGAGAGUUCCAGAAUAGAAUGCACAUGAUCAGGAGAGAGUUCCAGAAUAGAAUGCACAUGAUCAGGUGAGAGUUCCAGAAUAGAAUGCACAUGAUCAGCUGAGAAUUCCAGGAUAGAAUGCACAUGAUCAGCUGAGAAUUCCAGGAUAGAAUGCAUAUGAUCGCUGAGAGUUCCAGGAUAGAAUGCACAUGAUCGGCUGAGAAUUCCAGAAUAGAAUGCACAUGAUCGGCUGAGAAUUCCAGGAUAGAAUGCACAUGAUCGGCGGAGAAUUCCAGGAUAGAAUGCGCAUGAUCGGCGGAGAAUUCCAGGAUAGAAUGUGCAUGAUCGGCUGAGAAUUCCAGGAUAGAAUGCACAUGAUCGGCGGAGAAUUCCAGGAUAGAAUGCGCAUGAUCGGCGGAGAAUUCCAGGAUAGAAUGUGCAUGAUCGGCUGAGAAUUCCAGGAUAGAAUGCACAUGAUUGGCUGAGAAUUCCAGGAUAGAAUGCGCAUGAUCGCUGAGAGUUCCAGAAUAGAAUGCACAUGAUCAGGUGAGAGUUCCAGGAUAGAAUGCAUAUGACUGGCUGAGAAUUCCAGGAUAGAAUGCGCAUGAUCGGGUGAGAGUUCCAGAAUAGAAUGCACAUGAUCAGGUGAGAAUUCCAGAAUAGAAUGCACAUGAUCAGGUGAGAGUUCCAGAAUAGAAUGCACAUGAUCAGCUGAGAAUUCCAGAAUAGAAUGCACAUGAUCAGCUGAGAGUUCCAGGAUAGAAUGCACAUGAUUGGCUGAGAAUUCCAGAAUAGAAUGUGCAUGAAUAUCUGCAUUCCAGAAUAGAAUAUGCAGAGCUACAUAAAAGAUUGUUCAUGAUUGGCUGAGAGUUCCACAAAAGAAUGCACAUUAACUCCAGAAUGGACCCCGUUGUUGAUUAUUUUCCCGUAACAGCACACCGGUUAUGUUUUAUUUUAUAUUUAAUAAAUGGUGGGAUCAUAUUGUAUUGCUCUUUUGGCUCCACUAGAGGGCAGCAUCCUCUAAUACUUACUAAGUCUGUCUCCAUGACAUACCCAAUGAACAGAUGGAGUAUCCUGGUGAGUAUGUAUUUCACUCACCAACCAAGUACUGUUUUAUUUCUAAGUUUGUGUUUUACUUGUUAAAGAAAUCCUUGUAUUACAUGCUGGUACUAUAAGAAAUAACAUCAUUUUUUGUUUUUGAAAACAAACAAAUAAAAGUGAAAUAAAAAUGAUUUUUGGCAGUGGACCUGAUGUGGAAAGCAUUUCACUGCGUACAUACUGUACGUGAGAGUGUGAGAGUGUGUUUAAGCCAGACUAAGGAUUAGGGAAUGCAAUCACAGAAGUUGUGAUUGCAUCCGUUUAGCAGCAUGUGGCAGAAUGGUGGAUUGAAGCUACACAGUCUCAAGUCUCGAGUGUUUCAGAGUGUUGAAUCAGCAGCUCAGGAUGAAAAGCCGUUUCUAACCGAGUGUCUCUCACAACACAGGGCUCCGCUCCAUCUAAAUGCUUACGACUGCAAUUACGCAAGCCCUUUGCUCAAUCAGACCAGAUUUACUUCCAAACGGCCAAUGAAUCCCGUCAUCAUACGAUGGCAGGGCCACAUCUGGAGCACGCUGAUAGGAGAUGCACCUCACCUGACCAUCUUUAUGAGGGGGAGUGAGAGAGAGGGAAUAGUUUAUGAUGGGCCGCACCUUUCCUCUUUGCUAUUAGACCGUGGCUGCCUGCAGAAGAGUUUUUCUGACCAGAGAUGGUUAAGAUUUACUAUUACUGUUGAUAAGAGCGUUUUAUUUUAGAUUUUUCAGUGUCAUUAUGUGCAGCAGGACCUUAAUUUUCUACAGUAGUGAUCAUAAGGCUGUGAGUUGUAAUUAAAUUAAACACAAUUAAAUACCAUUAUACACACAGGUAUAGUGCAAAGCAAGCUUUUUCAUAUCUCCUAACUCCUUGGAUCAGAGGAUUAAGUGUGCAACUACGUGUCUUAAUUGAGAUGCAAUAACACAGAGAGCUUUUGUAUGAUUAUACAGACGUAGAUGAUGGGUUUAACCACUAAGCUGCUGGUUCAGUGGUUCUUUUCCACUAAUGGAUGGUAUAAUAAGGUUGUAACUCAGUGCAGGUUUGCUAUUAAACAGAAUGUUGGUCUAAACAGUGAACCCAGAAUUAAAUCUAAUGCAGGUUUGUAAAAACAAAUUAUGUCCAAGUUCACAUGGGAUGCAAUUGAACAGUUUAAUUCAUUGUUAUACAAAUAUUUUUAAUGGAUUGAACCUCCAGAGUAGUUUAUUUUAAAACCAAAUGGUGUUUUUUUUGUGUGCUUAAUUUAGAAAAGCAAAAUAAGGAACAUGUUUAACCUGAGUGUUUAUUAACACCGCUGAGCCACAAAUCUAAAUGGUGAGACCAAUUUUCUGCUUUUGUAGCUAUUUCAUGCAGAAUUUUUCACUUUUGUUUGAUUGAGGUUUCUCUGAA